Molecule: messenger RNA, 6011 nt
Organism: Acipenser ruthenus (sterlet)
Lineage: Eukaryota; Metazoa; Chordata; Actinopteri; Acipenseriformes; Acipenseridae
Product: stereocilin-like
Exons: 26
Coding region: 25-5211 (1728 amino acids)
Biological process (GO): cell-matrix adhesion
Cellular component (GO): cell surface; kinocilium; stereocilium tip
Source: RefSeq, a predicted model, not a curated record
UUAAAACAGCUCAUUCUUUGGGGAAUGAGCCACAAUAUGAGCUGGAGCUUUGAUGAAACAAUACUGGACAUGUAUUUAAGUUCACUGCUGUGCAUUUACCCAACCCCUGAAUGUAGGAACAUUCAUUUCUCAAGAUCCCUGAUGCCUGAUACCUCCACAGUGUUUGAGGGAUGUGACCAGUACAAUUUCACAGCUUUCAAUGAGACCCUUUGCACCAAACUCCCCCAAAACAGACUCAACUCGACAGUGCUGCGCUCAGUGUGCAGCGCCAUGGACAGCUUAACAGCCAGUCAAGUCUUGCGAGUGGCAAGCAAUGGCUGUGCCAGAGCUAACCAAGUGUCUUCUUUCUUCCAAGCCCAGCUGGAGUCAUAUGCCAGCCCCUGUGAGCCUCGCUCAAAAGUGACCAGGUCCGUCUCAGAGUCGCAGUUGAGUCUCAGUGACCUUGUGUGUCUGUAUGACAUCUGGACAAAUUCAGACUCGGUAGACCCAGCAUCUGUAGCUCUGUGCAGCGAGAACGACCAGGAGAGUUUCGUACUGGCUGUUUGCUACAACGGGAAGCUGUUGGACAUCCUGAUCAAGGACAAUGACUGGCUGUUUGCCUAUUGCUCAAACUUCUCUGAUGCAUUUACCAUUGUAAGUGUUUACAACUGGUGCACCUACUCCUCGUGGGUAAGUGACCAGAUAGAUGUCACGCUGGUGGCUUUUUGCUGGAAUAACGAUAGGGCACAGUUUGAAAAACUCCUCUGUGAAGACCUUGGAUUAUUCCUCCAAAUUAUGUCAAAUCCAGAGAACAACUGGAUAGUGGCCAACUGCACGCCAGCUGAGGAGCCCAUUGACAUUGCUAUUGUGGACAACGUAGACCAGUGGUGCAGGUACAACGAGUGGCAAGACCCUGCAGCUAUAGAUGUGUCUAUCAUUAGCAUCUGUGUUUCAUAUGACACAAAUAAUUUUACUCGCACAGUAUGCACUAACUCAACCGUGCUUGACAAGCUGUUGAAGAAUCAGGUGAAUUCCUGGCUCAAUGAUUUUUGCUCAAGUUCUUCCAGCGUGUUCAGUUCAGCCAGUUUCUGCCAGUAUGGACAGUGGGCAGAGACAGUGGUAGACCCGUCCAUUGUUGCACUUUGUUGGGAUCAGGAUCAGCUCAGCUUUAGUAAGAACGUGUGCUGUAACAUGGACUUGCUUGAGAAAAUGACCCAGGACCCUCAGAAUGAAUGGCUUCUGACCGUCUGCAGAGGCAACAGCAGCGAGACAGCGAACGAAACAAAGGAAGUGUUGGAGCUGGUGUGUCGCUAUAGUGAGUGGACGGACCCAGCUGGAAUCGACAUGACAGACAUAGCGGUCUGCAGCGAGUUUGACACCGUCAAUUUCACAAGAGCUGUGUGCACCAAUAAAACCUUUCUUCUGCAGCUAAUAAAAAACCUAGAUAACACCUGGCUCUUACAAUUCUGCGCUAACCAUUCCAGUUCCGGACACGCAAUGAAUUUCAAUCCUCAAGUAAUCUGUCGCUAUGAAACGUGGGCAGUUCAGAUUCCAGACCCAACCCUCGUAGCGGUGUGCUGGGACUAUGACCAGGGAAACUUUGUAAUGCUUGUCUGUAAAAAUAAACUUCAGCUGUCCACAAUGAGCCAGGAUCCUACCAACAGCUGGGUUAGGUCACUGUGUUCCUCUUACAAUGAAAUCACAAACCAUACCGAUAACAACGCUUCAUAUCCUCAGGCGUGCAUUGUGAGAGACAUCAUAAGACAGUUGAACUGGUCAUGCAGUAUUGACUACUCAGCUGUGUGCCAGCAGGACUCUUUCCAGCUGAAGAGCCUUCAUCACUUAAUCCAGUGUGGGAUGGAGUCUGUCGGGCUCGGUGUGAACAGCGUCCUUGUUGAGCAGGUUUCCUCUGCACUCAGAAAAGCAGCCAAUAACAUCGUAGCCCUGCUGGUCACCCUGGAGGAAAGCAAACUGGUUUCCUUACAAGUAACAGAAAACAUUAGGCUAAGCGUGCUGAAGUCUGUCAUGGAUUACCUGAAGCACGAGGAGAGUUUUACAAAUAAGAGAGAGCUCCUGCAGUGCUUUGGGAACCUCUUAAUGAACCUGAUGCAGACUGGAAGAGAAGUGUCUGAUGGAAAUUUCUUUCUCAUAAAGGAGUACUUUCAACUUCCAAUUAAAGAUCUCAAACCAAUACUGAUGCCGGUAGAAAUCAAAGCUGGAAGACAAAUAUUACAAUAUCUGAACAGGAACUGGGCUGCAUUGAAGCUAAGUGACAGGUAUUUACAAACCAUGGCAUCUGUGUUUUUCCAAAAAUACAUGUCUAUUGAUUCCACCAUAUUCCUGGAGUUCGGUCAGCUGCUUCCUUACUUCAGUGUUUUGGAGAUUUCCAGUCUGCCAGGUCUACAGAACAAUAAAGCUGCGUUGGUUUCUAUUAAUCAAAUCUUUCACAAGCUCACCCUGGACCAGAGGAGAGAGUUUGGAAAGUGGUUUGGAAGCUCAACACAGUUCUUGAACGUGACUCAAUGGCCAAUGUCUGCUAUACAAGAUGCCGGGAGUCUGUUGGCAUACCUCCCGUUUGAGAAGUUUAAGACCCUUUCUGCUGCUCAGAUGUUCUUCGGACUUGACAUUCUGUUAAAUAAUACACUGACUGGCCUGCAGAGGCGCUUCAUAGCUCAAAGCAUUCUGAAGACUUACCACAACUUAACAGCCCCUGACUUCCGAAGACUGGGCAACCUCACAUGCCUUGCAAAUACUGCCGACCUGCUGGUCUACAAGCAAACUCCAGCGCUUGAUGCCAUCAAGCUAAACAUCCAAGACUGUGUCAGACUGGGAUCUGUCGUUCCUAGUGAAAUGGUCUCCAGCCUCCUGGUGGAGCGAGCGGUCCUGGCUGAGCCGACGUCCCUCAGCCCAGAGCAGCUGUACCACCUCGCUGUCAUCAUGCCUUCCCUGGGCAUCCCCUUCAUUAAUCAGCUCCUCCCUUCACAAGUCCAAGCUGCUCUGCCAGCGCUCAGCUCCGUGGACUUCUCACCUGCACAGGCGAGAGAACUUGUAGACAAGCUGUUUCAAAGCAGAGGUCAGGUUCUCCCUGAGAUGCUGGCAAGCCUGGGCACUCUGAUCAGUGGAGUGAAGGCAGAGACACUGAGAGUCCUGCCCACAGACACACUUCUCACCGCUCUGCCCAACAUUACACUGCAGAGGAGCCGGCUCAGUCCUGCACAGCACACUGCCAUCACAACCAAGCUGUGGGGCUCUAACCAGGUUACAGGGUGGCUGGGUGCUCUUGAUCCCCUGCUCCCCGAGACUCCUCUCCUGAGUGUGAGGUCGCGACUGACCCCCCUGCUGUCCAACCUCAGCACCGUCAGUCACCGCGCCUGGAACACACAGCAGGCAAAACUUCUUUUCAGGGAAUCUCUAAAAACAUUCAGCGAUAUUAGGGAAGAUGGGUUCUUGUCACUGGGGAUGAUCUCUCAAGGUGUGGACUGCGAGACCCUGAAGAGACGGUUUUUGAGCAGCUCGUCCUCAGUGAUCAGCAGGAUCCUGCUCUUCCUGCACGGCUUGCCAGCUCAGCUGCACAGCUCUCUGAAAAAAUGCAUCACCAACGAGUCAUACAACUUCAGCUUCUCCGCUGGACUGCUGGAGGAAAUGGGUGCACAGGUCGCUGUCGAGCUCCCGGUCAGCAUUAUAAAGCGCUUCCCUGCGGACAUGAUGGAAACCUUUCGGAGGAUCAUAGUAAACUCUCCGGAAUAUUUUCUCAGGCUGCCCAGCAUAAAGCAGAGUCUUCUGGUGGACAAGGUGGUUCAGAGGCUGGGGAUGUCCGACGGAAUGUUUACUGGGGAGGAAUUCCAUUCUCUGGGAGUCAUGGCAGCGUUUGUCGUGGAUGAGAUAUUUAUCAACAUCUCCAGAUUUUUUUUUGUGGAGAACAUCGAACGCAUCAGGAACUACUGUUUUUAUAAAAACAAGAAGGACGUCUUAGCCAUGAUGCUGCAAGAGAAAGCAACGUUUGGGCCUGUUUCUAACUGGACAUCAGAGACACUUGAUCAGGUGGAUAGAUUCAUUUUCUUUCUGCCCACAACAGCAAUGAAGCAAAUAAAUAAGAGUCUCAUGACAGUGGAGAGAAUGGAGAGGCUGUUCCAGAGCCAGAGACAGUGGGAGAAGAGUGCGUUUGGCGCCAUCUGUCAGCAGAACAGGGACAUGGCUGAAGUGGAUGGAAUGUUUGCGAACCAGCAGUUCAUGCUGCAGUAUUUCCUGGGAGUGCUGGGAAUAGGAGUGCUUCCGAAAUUAGCUCUGGUCCCAAGCUGCAGCAAUGUUCGAGCCGUGCUGCCUUCGGCCUGGGCUGUGGACAGUCUGACCAGCAUGGCUGCUGACCACUUCAGCAACUGCCUGGAGGCCAUCGGACAAGACCCCAACUUCCAUCCUGGAGAGCUCAGCCUGCUGCUGGGAAAAGUUAAACAAAUCUAUGGGCCAGCCUCUGCACUGACUCCCAAAGUGAUCCAACAGCUGGGGAGGAUCGCCACGCAGUUCACCAGCGACGAGCUGCAGAAACUCAAACUGAACGACCUGGCAGCUGUCACGGCUCUGGGUAGAAUCAAAACCUGGACCAGCAGACAGCUCUCAGUUCUGUAUGCUGCUGUUCUGAACUCCACCAAACUGACCGGGAGUGACCUGGAUGCCAGUACUCUGGUGGCUCUGGGGUAUGGAAUCUGUGGAAUAAAAGUGUCAGAAAUUCCAGCCAUGAAUCCGGUGGAAUUCAGUAAGUCAGUGCGCUGGGUCGGGCUGCUGCGGUUGGAUUGCACAGAGGAGCAGCUGGGAGCUCUGGCUAAGCUGCUCACACACAGCCUUGCUUUCGGACCGGUCAGCAGCUGGGGGUCUGAAGUCUUCAUUGAAAUCGGAGGCAUCGCAGCUGGUCUUGAGGAUUUUGUUCUGUCUUCGUUGGCAAAGGAACAAAUUGAAGGACUCACACCACUGGCGAUUUCAAUAAUUCCACCGCAGAAAUUCUCUGUCGUGUUCAGCCAGGACCACAUACGAAUGUUCUCCUAUGAGCAGGGAGCGGCCCUGACCAGCAGUCAGCUGAAAUCCCUCAACAGCCUCCAGCAGACUGCCCUGUCCAUGGUGUUGACCUCUUGGGAAGACAAACCCGCCGACUUCCGAGGAAGAUCUGCUGGUAUACCUCUGCGUCCAAUCCCGUUUGAAGUCCUGUCCAGCCUGCUGCUUGUGUCGUUCUUCACCUAUUGACCGCCCAAUCAAAAGGACAUCUCCACCGUCUGUCUAAUUUGCAGCACAUGCUUUUGGCUAGUUCCACAGACCCUGAUUAGCACUAAUCAUGCACUACCAUACUUAAGGUGACAUUAGGAAGUCCAGGAUUAGUGCUAAUCAAGGUCAGUGAAACCAAAGGAUGAUGGGGUACUCUUAAAGGGGGUUACAGCUAGUGAAAUACUUCCUUAAAUCUUACCUGCCGUGCACUUCCAAUGAAGAUCGCAGUUUGCGUGCCUUCAUUUCAGGUUCCUAGGUCAUCAGCAUUGCUUUGGGAUCAAAGCAUGUCACUGGAUUCACAGCACGUCAGUCAUUAGGGGGAAGAAACUGGUUGGUUAAUACCAGGAAAGAAGGUCUUGUAGAGGCAGGAGAGAAUGACAUUGUCAAGGUGAACUGACCUAAGGAGUGCAAGUCUAACCGACGGUGUGAAAGUAAUCAGUUUUUUGAACACAUGGUUCUUUCAAAGCUGCACACUUGAUAGCUACAGUACACAGUAAAUGGAAGUGUACUAAUGGGUAUUUAUUUCAUAAGCUACAACCCCUUUGACAAUACUGAGUCUGUCAAUCUGAAAAUGUUUUUUUCAGUUUAGAAAGCACCUCAUAGCACUCUAAGGAGUAUCAAUAAAAUUGACAAUUCACAAUAUCUAUUUCAUUAUUUACAUAUUGUCCUCUUUGCGUAAUAUUGUGGAUCUCAGUGAGCUACUGUCUGUCUGGCUCAAGAGCCACCCCACCCCCAGCAUGCCACAGCAGCUUAUUAUAAAGAUAUUGAAUAUUCAUGGUUCC